Molecule: messenger RNA, 1329 nt
Organism: Arctia plantaginis
Lineage: Eukaryota; Metazoa; Arthropoda; Insecta; Lepidoptera; Erebidae
Source: the annotation of a GenBank genome assembly
AUGGAAUAUUCUGUAAAGGAAAUUGUUAAAUCUCAAAUUCAAAUGUCACUUAAAGUUUUAAGGAUGUAUGACUGGUUGUUAGAUUUUUAUGUUUUGGAUUUCUUCUUCGAUAACCACUGGGAAAAGCUACCGAAGUCGUGGCGCGACAGUUUUAAAAAUAUAGAUAUACAACAUUUGGGAGAAAUACUAUCGAACAAACCACCAAAACAGCUGUUGCCGUUAUCAUUCCUUGCUUUAAUCAAAUCUGUACAAGCUCUCAGCGUUCCGAGACAAAAUAUUUCCAGUAAUACAAAACAAAGUGGAGGAAACUUAGAUACAUGUAAAUAUCACCCAAGAUUAAAGAAUCUCUUUCUCAAACAUGUCAAACUUAAGAAGAGACACGAAAUAAGCUUGAUGGCGGAUGUCGUUGUCAAUACAGCAGUACAAACAGGUUGUAAUGCAGUUGUAGACUUUGGCUCUGGUCUAGGCCACUUAUUGCGAGUGUUAGCAUAUAGAGAAGAUUUAUUUGCUGCUGGCAUUGAGUGCCAGAGUCAACUGACACAGGAGGCUAGAAAACUAGACUUGGAAUUGGAAUACACAGUCGCAAAACAUCUUUCAUCUGAAGCUGUAUCAAAACUGAAGCAGCCUUUACAUUUCAAUGUCACAUUAUCCAGCCACCAUCAAUUACGGGAACUAGCUCUACCAGACAGCAUGUCUACCUAUGGCUUAAUAGGCUUACAUCCCUGUGGGAACUUAGGUCCUUUGCUGUUGAAACAUUUUGUUGAGUCAGACCAUGUCAAUUUUAUAUGUGUGGUAGGCUGUUGUUAUAUGAAACUGACUGAUGAAGGGUAUCCUAUGAGUGUCUAUGCUCAGAGUCUGGAUAGUAAACUCUCUUUUGCUAGUAGGGAGAUAGCUUGCCACGCUAUUGAGGUGUACUGUGAGAGAUUGAGAGAAGGAAAUUAUAAGGAUUUAAAGAUUCAUGCUUACAGGGCAGCUUUAGAAAGGAUUCUGGUUGAACUAGACCCUAAACUACGUCAUGCGCCUGUUAGGAGCAUCAAGCAUUCUGACGCCAUGACUUUUGAAGAAUACUGUGCCUUAGCUGUAGAACGGUUGAACCUAGAUCUACCGAAGUCACCAGAUGUCUGGUCCCGCGGCAACAGCGACCUGGAACAAUGGCGCAGAGUUGUGGUCGUGUACACGUUACGGCUCAUGCUCGCGCCCCUCGUAGAAACAGUUGUGCUUCUUGAUAGAAUGUUAUAUGUUAUCGAGAGAGGACUUACCUGCGAGAUUCGGCCUGUGUUCGACCCGAAAUUGUCACCGAGAAAUCAUAUUAUAAUAGGCAGAAGAUGA